AUAAAACUCACUCUUGUGAGGAAAAGAACAAUGUUAUACAAAUUUAAUAUUGUAUUAUUACUUUUAGUUUCACUGUUUUUGUGUUCGACGAAUGCCAAGAUAAUAGAUGGAGCUAAACACAGUAUAAGACAGUUUCCCAAAGGAUUCCUUUUUGGUACAGCAACAGCUUCCUAUCAAGUAGAAGGCGCUUGGGAUUCGGACGGAAAAGCUGAGAAUAUUUGGGAUUAUCUCACACAUAAUGAUUCAUGCCGAAUAAAAGAUUGUUCCAAUGGAGACAUUGCCAACGACUCUUACAAUAAGUAUAAGAGGGACGUUGAAAUGAUGAGAGAAUUGGGUCUGGAUUUUUACAGAUUUUCUCUGUCUUGGUCUAGAAUACUUCCCACUAGCUUUCCGGAUAAAAUAAAUGAAGCAGGAGUACAGUACUACAACAAUCUAAUAGACGAACUGCUUAAAUAUAAUAUUGAACCAAUCGUUACACUUUACCAUUGGGAUUUACCGCAAAAACUUCAAGAAUUGGGUGGUUGGACAAAUCCCCACAUAGUCGAUUGGUAUGUCGAUUACGCACGUAUCAUUUUCGAAAACUUUGGUGACCGAGUCAAAUAUUGGAUUACAAUGAAUGAACCACGCGAAAUAUGUUAUCAAGGAUAUGGUGAUACGACUAUGGCUCCAGCAUUAAAUAUUAAAGGCAUAGGGGAAUAUCUUUGUGCCAAAAAUUUACUUGUGGCGCAUGCUAAAGUAUAUCGCAUCUAUGAAGAAGAAUUCAAACCAAAAUACGGAGGUUUGAUAGGUAUCACGCUAAGCGGAAGCUGGACUGAACCGGAAUCUGAAAAAUACGCUGAAGCAGCUGAUGAUGUGAUCCAAUUUGAAAUAGGAAUAUAUGCACAUCCAAUAUUCUCGGAGGCUGGAGAUUUUCCGCCCAUAAUGAAAGAAAAGGUAGCCAAAAAGAGUGCAACACAAGGAUUCUAUAGGUCACGGUUACCAGAAUUCACAAAAGAGGAAAUUGAGAUGAUUCGAGGAUCGUCGGACUUCUUUGGCCUAAACCAUUACUCCUCCAACGUAGCAUACAAGAAUGAAUCAAUAAAUUUUUUCGAUGAACCUUCGUCUAAUGAUGAUUUGGGUGUGGCAUCAUAUAAAUCUCCUGAUUGGAGUAGCUCAGCUUCGUCGUGGCUAAAGAGUGUACCAUGGGGCUUUUAUAAACUUUUGAAAUAUAUAACGAAUAAUUACAAUGAUCCAAAUAUUAUUAUCACCGAAAAUGGGUUUUCUACAUACGGUGGUUUAGAAGACGAUGACCGAAUUACUUACUUCAGGGAUUAUCUUGACGCCAUGUUGGAUGCUAUUGAAGACGGAUGUAAUGUUACAGCCUAUACCGCCUGGAGUCUGAUGGAUAAUUUCGAAUGGAUGCAAGGAUACGUCGAGCGUUUUGGCCUGUACGAAGUGGACUACUCGAGCCCCGACCUUACUCGUACGCCGCGCAAAUCGGCCUUUGUAUACAAGAAUAUUAUCAGCACACGUUCCCUUAAUCAUCACUAUGAACCCGAUACAACCGUCAUGUCAAUUGAUGAAGGACAUUAAUGUAUUAUUUAUUAAUUAACUAACAAUUCGCACGGUACAACAUACUAAUGAGUUAGAG
Molecule: messenger RNA, 1630 nt
Organism: Chilo suppressalis (striped riceborer)
Lineage: Eukaryota; Metazoa; Arthropoda; Insecta; Lepidoptera; Crambidae
Source: the annotation of a GenBank genome assembly